Molecule: messenger RNA, 1653 nt
Organism: Gasterosteus aculeatus aculeatus (three-spined stickleback)
Lineage: Eukaryota; Metazoa; Chordata; Actinopteri; Perciformes; Gasterosteidae
Source: RefSeq, a predicted model, not a curated record
CGCCCCGCCCCCCUCAAGCGGAGAAGGUGCGUGCGGAGCGGACGGCGUUCGGCGGCGAAAAGGAGGCGCUCUACCGGCGGGACACGGAGGACGACACCGACGGACAGCUGCCGUCCAACCGGGUCCUUGGAAGCAGAAGGGACUAAUUAGCAUCUUGGGAAAUGAGGACGUCUCUUCCUGAGUGUUCUGUGCGGCGUUUCUAUGAGGCGCCGUAGCGGCACCAACGUGCUCUGGCUUUGUCGAAGCCCCACGUGACCUGGUUUGUCUGGCGGAGAUUCAAUCGGAGGAGACACACCGGGGAGCAGCGGAGUGACGGGCGACCUUGGAUUCCACACGCCGCCGCCCCGACGCGGUAUGAAGACACGGCGGCCAUAUUGCCUGGGACGAGAGCCAGCUGUCUCAGACGCCGCUCCGGAGCGCUAACGGCAUCCUGUCCAGCUGCGAUGGGACACGCGGGAUCCGCGACGACCCUCGAGGGCGUGGCCUCCACGUUUCCAGCGCCGCCGCCGCCGUCGCCGACGCCCCGGCCCGAGUGAACGCGGCGAGAUGCCUUCCAAGGUCUCCUGCCUGUACCUGCUGACCGUGGUGUGCUGGGCCAGCGCUCUGUGGUACCUGAGCGUGUCCCGCCCCUCCAACUCCUACGCGGGCCAGCCCACCAUCCCCGUACGCCGGGCGCACAAGGCCGGCAAGAACGGCACCUUCAGCAACGUCCGCGCGCGCACACUCAACCCGCACGACUUCGGCUACCUGGUCAACGAGGCCAAGAAGUGCGAGGCGGAGGCGCCCUUCCUCGUCAUCCUGAUCAGCACCACCCACAAGGAGUUCGACGCCCGGCAGGCCAUCCGCGAGACCUGGGGCGACGAGAGCACCCUGGCGGACGUGCGGGUGGUCACGCUCUUCCUGCUGGGCCGCAGCACCGACGCCGUCCUCAACCAGAUGGUGGAGCAGGAGAGCCAGAUCUUCCACGACGUGGUGGUGGAGGACUUUGUGGACUCGUACCACAACCUGACGCUCAAGACGCUGAUGGGCAUGCGCUGGGUGGCCACGUUCUGCCCCAAGGCCCAGUACGUCCUCAAGACGGACAGCGACAUCUUCGUCAACAUGGAGAACCUCAUCUUCAACCUGUUGAAGCCCGCCACCAAGCCCAGGAGGCGGUACUUCACGGGCUACGUCAUCAACGGCGGGCCGAUCAGGGACAUGCGAAGCAAGUGGUACAUGCCGAGGGAUCUGUACCCCGAGAGCAAGUACCCGCCCUUCUGCUCCGGCACCGGCUACGUCUUCUCGGCCGACGUGGCCGAGCUGGUGUACCAGACGUCGCUGCACACGCGGCUGCUGCACCUGGAGGACGUGUACGUGGGCGUGUGCCUCCGCAAGCUGGGCAUCCACCCGUUCCAGAACAGCGGCUUCAACCACUGGAAGAUGGCCUACAGCCUGUGCCGCUACCGCCGCGUGGUCACCGUCCACCAGAUCUCGCCGGAGGAGAUGCACCGCAUCUGGAACGACAUGACCAGCAAGAAGCACCUGAAGUGUUAGCGGCGGGAACAGAGAUCGGUCUACGCCCGGUGGCUCUGCGUGGACUCUUCUACGUCCUUUGUCAGGCCGACGUGUCCCAGAGUUUAGACUCGUGAAAGGAAAGAAUCAGACCCCCCCCCC